AUGGCGGAGGCUCAAUGGGUCCAAUUCUCUGUGCAGCGUCCGAAAAGGAAAAGAGCUGAACUCGCCUGUGAGACAUGUCACUCCAAAAAGAUAAGGUGUGAUCUUCAAGCACGAAGCGCGGGAGGCCACAGUACUUGUACUAAUUGCUUGUCUACUGGCAAGGGCUGCAGGCCGCGCCCUUCGAAGCGUGAUAAAGCACGUCAGGGUACAGAAGAUGGGCAGCUCAAUCCUUUGACUCCUCCUGGCGAUAUCGAAACCCAGGACUUCGAUGCGAGUGCUUUCCAGAGUCAGGCCAUUGGUGCAACUUUAGAUAUCGAGAUUCCUCCCGCUUUGACGCAUCUCAGCAGUGUGAACAUCUACCAGGCUAGCUUACCAAUAGCAAGCAUCAACAAUCCACGCGUAACGGAAAGCCCGCAACAGGUUUUUGACAGGGCCUCCGUCGUCUCCAACGACACCUCACAAAAUUGGAGAGCAUCUGAAAAUGGAAACAGUCGCUAUGUGGUUGAUCCAGGGUUUCUGCAGGUCUAUGGCCCGGAGAACGACGAUGAUGCUCGAAAUCAAGCCACAAUUGCGAGAAAGGCCCCAAACUUCUUGGAGGAAUCUCAAUCCGACUUACAGCAGAGUUUCGCCGAGACGUACUUCGAGUACUGCUAUACUUGGUGCCCUGUCCUAGACAAGUCCAACUUAUCCAGGGAUCUUGCGAGGUCAUUGUUACUUGCUGAUGCACUGGCCCUUGUCGGUACGCAUAUACAACCCCCGAUGCUUCCUCAUGCUAGCCCGGCAUCCUACUACGAUCGUGCACGGAUGAGAUUUUACGACGAUGAGGAGCCAGACCUCAUCACCUGCCUGAAGGCAGUAUCUUUAUUCUAUUGGUGGUCUCCUCGACCUCCUUCGAUCGUCCAUCGACACUCAUCUUGGUGGUGGGUGUCAGUCGUGAUCAAACACUGUCAACAAGCUGGCUAUCACCGUGAAUCUGGAAUGGAUCUCGCUACGCCAGAAAUAGAUCUUGGGUUGAGGAGGAGGAUUUGGUGGACAGCUUUUGCACGCGAAAGACUGACAGCUAUAUGCCAGGGCAAACCUUGUGUCAUUGAUCCCGAAGAUUGUAAUGUCCCCGAGCCUACUUUGGCAGAUUUUCCCGAGCUCGAAGACAAAGUGAAAGCCGAAGUCUUCAUAUACUGGGUGCGGUUAUGCGCGAUCAUUGGCCGCAUAGCGAAGUAUCUAUCAAGGACAUCGAACGAUGCCUCGACUUCGUUCCCAGUUCACCUCGGACAGGAGUUGAUUGCCUGGGUUCGUUCGUUACCUCCGCAUCUGCAACUACCCAUCAAUUCCAGCUCUACAACAAACUUCAGUCGUGAUGUCCACCUGUUGCACUUGCCAUACCUGACAAUCAUUAUCGUCCUUUACCUCAAGCGAACAUCCACGCAAUCGCUUCCUCAAGCACUGCCACCGGCGACCUUGGCUGCUACUUGCUUGGCAAGGAUUCUAAAAGAUGUCCUAGUACGAAGCGGUACUAGAUAUUUGAUGGGCAUCACUUGCUGGUAUUGUGGUAUGGGGUUCAUCGCACUCCUACAAGCUUCGCAAACCGAAAACCUCAGACUCGGCGCAGAUGCAGAUCUGGAUAUUCUCUCACUUGCGAUUAAGCAACUAAAAUCCAUGUGGGCGACCGCCAACGUUUUUGAGCAGGGGUUUGAACGUCUGAAAGGGAAAGCAAGAUCAACUUCCACGGCAGCAGGAAGCUCCAGCUUUGUGGAUAUAGUUGAUAAUCAUGCGACUGAUUCACGUUCAAGUGCAAAAGAAGUUGACAUGCAUGAUGGCAUAGACUGGAUGGACUAUUUUCCAUUCGUGACGGCCCAGACAAGUGUCGUGGCGAGCCAUAUUCUGGCGCAACAAAGCGCCAACCUCUUUUCAUUCGACAACUUUGGCGAUACUUCAAUGUUGCAUUUCCAAGAUCUUUUCGAAGGUCUUGACAGCUGGACUGAUCCUAAACUCUUCUUAUAA
Molecule: messenger RNA, 1998 nt
Organism: Exophiala bonariae
Lineage: Eukaryota; Fungi; Ascomycota; Eurotiomycetes; Chaetothyriales; Herpotrichiellaceae
Exons: 4
Coding region: 1-1998 (665 amino acids)
Biological process (GO): DNA-templated transcription; regulation of DNA-templated transcription
Molecular function (GO): DNA-binding transcription factor activity, RNA polymerase II-specific; DNA binding; zinc ion binding
Source: RefSeq, a predicted model, not a curated record